AUGUUAAUCUCAACACCUGAUCAAGCUCCAGAGGGCAACCACGAUGAAGUGGACUUCGAGUUAUUGGGCAGCAAUGGGCCUCCAUAUGUACUCAGCACUAAUGUCUUCACCCAAGAUUCUGGUCAUAGGGAGCAACAAAUCAACCUUUGGUUUGAUCCCACUUUGGAUUUCCAUGAAUAUGAGAUCAUGUGGAAUGACCAUCAAAUAGUAUUUAUAGUCGACAAGAUACCAAUUAGGGUCUUCAAAAACCUUACAUCAAUUGGAGCAAAAUAUCUGAAGCUUCCAAUGUUUGUACACGGGAGCGUAUGGAAUGCACCUCAAUGGCUACGGUCCACCGAUUGGGCUCGUGGGCCAUUCGUAGCGAGUUAUCGUUCAUUCGAAGUUAAUGGUUGUUCGUACAAAGAAUUAGAGCCUAAACAAUGCUCGUCUUCAGAAUCUAUUACUAUAUAA
Striga asiatica is the source of this 450-nucleotide messenger RNA. Lineage: Eukaryota; Viridiplantae; Streptophyta; Magnoliopsida; Lamiales; Orobanchaceae. The record is from the annotation of a GenBank genome assembly.